Molecule: messenger RNA, 3514 nt
Organism: Hemicordylus capensis (graceful crag lizard)
Lineage: Eukaryota; Metazoa; Chordata; Lepidosauria; Squamata; Cordylidae
Gene: PSMD11
Product: proteasome 26S subunit, non-ATPase 11
Exons: 14
Coding region: 97-1365 (422 amino acids)
Biological process (GO): ubiquitin-dependent protein catabolic process
Cellular component (GO): proteasome regulatory particle, lid subcomplex
Molecular function (GO): structural molecule activity; protein binding
Source: RefSeq, a predicted model, not a curated record
UUUGACACAGCCGAGGGGAAGAGACCCGCGACUUCCGCUGGAAGUGGGGCCCUGUGGUUCCGGCCGGCGUGAGUGAGCGAGUUUGGCUUCUUUAAGAUGGCGGCUGCGGCGGGCUUGGAGUUCCAGCGCGCCCAGUCUUUGCUCAGCACUGACCGUGAGGCUUCCAUCGGCAUCCUGCACUCCAUAGUGAAGCGUGAUGUCCAGGAAAAUGAUGAAGAAGCUGUGCAAGUCAAAGAGCAGAGCAUCCUGGAACUGGGGAGUCUGUUGGCCAAGACUGGACAAGCAGAAGAGCUUGGAGGACUUCUGAAGUAUGUGCGUCCUUUCUUGAACUCCAUCAGCAAGGCAAAGGCAGCCCGCCUGGUUCGGUCCCUGCUAGACCUGUUUCUAGAUAUGGAGGCAGCAACAGGGCAAGAGGUCGACCUGUGUCUGGAAUGCAUUGAAUGGGCCAAAUCAGAGAAGAGGACGUUCCUGCGCCAAGCUCUGGAGGCAAGGCUGGUGUCUUUGUACUUUGACACUAAAAGGUACCAAGAAGCAUUGCAGUUAGGCUCACAGCUUUUACGGGAGUUGAAGAAGAUGGAUGACAAGGCCCUGUUAGUGGAAGUGCAGCUGCUAGAGAGUAAGACCUACCAUGCCUUGAGCAACCUGCCAAAAGCAAGAGCAGCAUUAACCUCCGCCCGAACCACAGCCAAUGCCAUCUAUUGCCCUCCCAAGUUACAGGCGGCACUGGAUAUGCAAUCGGGUAUCAUCCAUGCAGCGGAAGAAAAGGACUGGAAGACGGCAUAUUCUUAUUUUUAUGAGGCAUUUGAGGGUUAUGAUUCCAUCGACAGCCCCAAAGCCAUCACAGCGUUGAAAUAUAUGCUGCUGUGCAAGAUCAUGCUGAACUCGCCUGAGGAUGUGCAGGCAUUGGUGAGCGGAAAACUUGCUCUGCGGUAUGCAGGCAGACAGACAGAAGCACUAAAAUGUGUUGCACAAGCCAGUAAGAAUCGAUCACUGGAAGAUUUCAAAAAGGCUCUGAAAGAUUAUAAAGUGGAACUCAGGGAUGACCCCAUUAUCAACACACAUUUGGGCAAACUCUAUGAUAACUUAUUGGAACAAAACCUGAUCCGGGUCAUUGAGCCUUUCUCCAGAGUGCAGAUUGAACACAUAUCUAGCCUUAUCAAGCUGUCUAAGGCGGAUGUGGAAAGGAAACUCUCACAGAUGAUCCUAGACAAGAAAUUCCAUGGGAUCCUUGACCAAGGCGAAGGGGUCCUGAUUAUUUUUGAUGAACCGCCAGUAGACAAAACAUAUGAAGCUGCUCUGGAGACAAUUCAGAAUAUGAGUAAAGUAGUGGAUUCCUUAUACAACAAAGCCAAGAAGCUAACAUAGAGUUGGGAACUGUUGGCUGUUGCUUUGGAGAGUGGGUGCGUGAAACCUUUUCGGGGGGGACAAAAGGCUAGAAGACUGGCGGUUUUUUGUUUCCCCCCCUUUGCUCUACUUUUCACUUGGAAAGUUUUAAGACUUCCUCAUCUGAUCCAUCUUGUCUAUACAAUUGUGUGUUCCAGUUUCCAUGUAACCUUUUACCUGCUGAACUUUGUACUGGGAUGGGGAAAUAAUAAUGUUUAAAAAAAGAAGAAAAGAAAAUGUUUCUUUGGGAGGGGUGGGUGGGAAGGAAGCAAUGGCAGGAUCCUAAAUAAAAGGAGAGAGGCUUACGCUACCUUAAAAAAAAAAAAGUGCUUCCCAUUUUCUUGAGGGUGGCAAAGGGGCGGGUUAAGGUGGGUUUUUUGUCUCUUGUAGGAACUUGGCCACCAGAGGCUGCUUCAUAUGUGAACAAAAUCCCUACACAGAAGGUGCUUCUCAUGUACGUUGUAAUAUAACAUGAUUAUAAACAUGUGUGCUUACAUUGAGAAGCCAUGACUGACAGUAGCUUCUUGCCAUGUGGGCACACAGCAAGAGUUUACCUGUGGAUUUCCCACAAACUCCCUCCAUAAUAUUGCCUUCAGUUUAGGAAUUUUGUCAUCUGUGAAGCAGUCAGUUAGAAAGCAGGAGCUGUGUUAGCCUCGUGUUCAGAACUCAGACUUCAGGCAGCCAAAGUGAGAUUGGUUUGCUAUCCCACAACCGCCUGCUGAACACUACACUACUGAAGAAUCGGUUAAAAAAUAUUAAAGGCCUCCCUUACCCUUAAAUAGUCUCCAUUUUGAAUUUUCUGAGGCCUUAACAUGUAGAGUCUGCUUGAAUAAGUUUUUCUAUGAUCAUAAAAAGGCAAGAGAUGGCUAUAGCUGCUUUUGAACAGUGGCUCUGAAGGCUUCGUAGUUCUGAACUGCAUGCUGUGUCUUCUCUUAAAAAGGCUAAAAUGUACUUGCCUUUAACUUCACAAAAUAUGCUGUUGGAAGAACAAUUGAGCUGCUUUCUCCUGAAAUGUUGACUCUUUCCAGAGAUGAACCUCUUAGAAUUUACAGCCGGCUGUUUUUGGACCACCCAAAGGCUUUACCUUUUUGCGAUCCCUUGAACAUCAAAAAUGAGCCACUGAGGGCCAGGUUACACAUUCCACCUGCCAUGGGGGUGCACAAAACAGCACUCGCAUGGUGAGUUAUUUCCCCUGCCAUCCUUGUAGUAACACCUAGGCGUAUAUGCCAUGUGAUCCAAGGUCACGACAUUGUGUCCCCCACCAACAGCAGCCAAUGAUGUAGAAUGGGGUCAGGAAAGCUCACAAAGUGAUGACAUCACAUGGCGAGCACUCCUAAACUACAUCACCAACUGGCAGCCCCAGGACCAAAUCUGUCCUCCUGUUCCCUCAGAGGCCAGAGGGUGUGUUUGUGGAGGAAGCACUGACUGUUGGGUUUGCUCGUAGUCCACUUUGGGGAAUGGUGUUGGGAGGGAUCCUAGCCUGCCACUCUUGGUUAUCUUAAGGUGACCUUCCAGUAAAAUGAGUUACUGACCAGAACUCUAGAUAUCUUGGCAGAGAUGAGGAGAAUGUUCCACUGGGGGACCAUUUUUAAUGGCGUCCCUGUGGCAGGUUUAAAGUGUACUUUGGCUCUAAGCCUAGCUCUUUUCAAUUGCAGGGAAACAGUUUGGGUGUUGCUCUUCUGUGGGAGAGGCAAGGUGGUGGUGACCCUGGCAUCAUAUGUCAUUGAAUGAUGAAGUUAUAUUUAAGGUGUUGCUGAUAUCUGAGUAGUGUAACCUUCUGCAUCGCUGCCCUCAUCUUCAAUUUCCUUUCUUUCCAUGCUUCUUUACACUUAUUUUGUAAAACAAUUCUCCUCUACCAAGAAAUAUUUUUGCAUUUGCAUGAAAUCUCUCAACUGGCUGAAUCUUUUUCCUGCUGCUUUCCCUUUUCUAUCCUCCCUGCACUGUAAUGUUCUUUAACUUUCCUCUCUCUGUCUCGGCCAGUCAGAUGUUCUGAGGAGGUGAAUUCUUUUUGGUCUUGGGGAGGGUUUUGGCACCAUGAAUUUCAAAUGUACAAAUGGUUCACGCUAACACACACCAGGUAUAUCUGAUGUUCAGAUGGCAUACAAAUAAAAAAAAAUCUUUUUUUCAAAAA